AUGCGGCGGGACAGUGGCGGCUCCGUGUGGCGGAGCGGCGGAAACGACAUCUUCUCGCGCUCGUCGAGAAGAGACAUGGACGACGACGGGGAGGCACUGCGCUGGGCCACGUUAGAAAAACUGCCGACACGCGACCGCGUGCGCCGUGCCAUCAUUUUCCCGCCGCUCCCUGCUGGAGACGACGCGGGGACGGGGCAGGGGCUCGUCGACGUGGACGUGCUCAGCCUGGGCCCCGGCGAGCGGCGCGCGCUGCUGGAGCGGCUCGUGCGCGUCGCCGACGAGGACCACGAGCGCUUCCUUGUGAAGCUCAGAGAGCGCCUGGACAGGUUUGGGAUCGACAUGCCGACGAUCGAGGUGCGUUUCGAGCACCUGAACGUGGAGGCGGAGGUGCGCGUCGGCAGCAGCGGCAUACCCACCGUCCUCCACUCCAUCACCAACACGCUGGAGGAAGCAGCCACUGCGCUGCACCUACUGCGCAGCAGAAAGCGGGCGUUGCCCAUCCUCCACGACGUGAGUGGCAUCAUCAAGCCUCGCAGGCCCACCCGGAUCAGGCAAGACCACCUUGCUGCUGGCACUGGCCGGAAGGCUCGACAAAGACCUCAAGGUUUCUGGCAGAGUGUCCUACAACGGGCAUGGCAUGGAGGAAUUUGUGCCUCAGAGGACGGCUGCGUGUACAUCAGCCAACACGACCUCCAUAUCGCAGAGAUGACAGUGAGGGAGACGCUCGCCUUCUCCGCACGCUGCCAGGGUGUUGGCUUCCGCUUUGGUAAUAAUACUUCACUUGUGCCUCUUGCAUAG
Molecule: messenger RNA, 798 nt
Organism: Miscanthus lutarioriparius
Lineage: Eukaryota; Viridiplantae; Streptophyta; Magnoliopsida; Poales; Poaceae
Source: the annotation of a GenBank genome assembly